Didymosphaeria variabile is the source of this 783-nucleotide messenger RNA. RefSeq lists its product as uncharacterized. The transcript has 2 exons. Lineage: Eukaryota; Fungi; Ascomycota; Dothideomycetes; Pleosporales; Didymosphaeriaceae. Bases 1 to 783 code for a protein of 260 amino acids. The record is from RefSeq and is a predicted model, not a curated record.
AUGGCAUUCCUGUUGGCCUUCACCGGCACGUAUCAGGUAUACGGACCGACGGAUUAUACCAAGCAGCUAUACGCCAUGGGUUUGAUCAAAGAAGACGAAGUCAUCUACAGCGAUGAGUCGAGAAAUGCCAAGUACAAUGCUGCCAACUCUUUGCUCUUCUGGUGCGUCAUCUAUGCCGCCAAAGCGAGCUUUUUAGCGUUGUAUUGGCACAUCUUCGCCUUCUCGACCAAAUUCCGCAUCGCAUGGGCGGUAACCACGGCGUAUAUCCCGACAAGCUUUGCCAUCACUUUCAUGUGGUCAUUCUUCUUGUGCGGCAAUCCCAAAUACUUUCCGGAUUCCCAGCUGGCCGUACUACCUUUGGCGAUGCUGAGACCUCUUCUUAUGCGGACCGCUCAGAAACUCGAGCUAGCCAUCAUCUUCCUACUAGUAGCUGUCAACAUGGUGCUUACGAUUCUCCGGACCGUCUACAGCAUUGAUGUCAAUCUCGCAAAAUUUCCCGAUCAAAACAUCCUGUGGGUCUUUUUGCAGGCGGCCGGGUCGGUCAUCGUCUGCGCGUUACCGUGCUAUCGUGGUAUUCUGACGCGAAAGAAACCUGAUACAAUGCCUAAUGACGAGCUGACCUCAAGUGAGUCAGAAUUUGCCGAUAUCUGGCAGAGAUACUUAAUAAGCAUCGGGGAACACAAAGAUGGAAGCAGGACGGAAAGGGAGAAAGAUCUCGAAGCUGGCGGUAUGAAUGGAUCUCCAGCAACGCAAACGCAGAUAACAGAGAUUUCGAGAGCCUGA